AAACGUGAUCAUUUAUUGUUUCAUACCAUCUACGCUUGCAAAACAGAUGAACAUACCCGCCGCUAUCUCUAGAAGUCCCUCAUUCAGCGCCAUAGUCGGCCGAACAAAAGGGAAAUGUCCCAUAAAUCACAAUAAACAUAUAAUUUGUGCCAUUAAUCACAAUUGAACUGAGAUACCAAUGGGACAUCCCAUCUUAAAAAAAUAACAAAAGACUUUCAUUUAACUGACUGUUAGCUUAUUCUCAAUCUUUACCCUCCUAAAAGCAUAGUAAAUUAAUCAUUUUCUUCCGUUCAGUGUUAACUCGAAACGCGUGAACACGUUCUGAUCUCAGGUAACUUCUCGUGAACUCCUGUGACUUUGUCAUAAAAUCUCGCAAGUUCUCGUGACUUUGACCUACUUGUGACCUCUGGUGACCUCUUGUGACCUCUUGACCUCCUCUGACCUUAGUUGUGCACUGGAAGUGUGGCCAUGAACUCGGAGUACCCCGAUGAUCCUGUGCUGCGUGAUCUGACCGACGAAGAGAUUGGGGAAUUCAGGGAGGCUUUCCAGCACUUCGACAAAGACAGAGACGGAACCAUAUCUACCAAAGAAUUAGGUGUGGUGUUGAGGAGUUUGGGUCAGAACCCGACCGAGCAGGACUUGGCGGAGAUGAUUAACGAGGUGGACGAAGACGGCAAUGGGACUCUGGAGUUCAAGGAGUUCCUGACUAUGAUGGCUGUGCGGAUGAGCAGUCAGGAUGCGGAGCAGGAGAUCAGGGAGGCCUUCAGGGUAUUCGACAAGGACGGGUCAGGCACCAUAUCCUCCUCAGAACUCAGGUACGUGAUGACUAAUCUGGGAGAGAAGUUGACGGACGAGGAGGUGGACGAGAUGAUAGCCGAGGCAGACAUAGACGGGGACGGGGAGAUCAACUACGAGGAGUUUGUCAAAAUGAUGACCUCCAGGUGACCCCCACCCACCCCCUCCUCACACUCCCCGCACAAACCUCAGGUCACACACAUACACACACAUACACACCCACAGGUCACGUGAGGACAUGAUGUCUGAAGUCACGUGGACGCCAACAGUCACGUGGUCCUGACUGCAUAUCUUCCAUCUCAUGCGAAUAAACAGAAUCAGGGAAGCGAGGACUAAGAAGGACGUCUACUUGGCAAUCAAUAAAUAGUUAAUGAUGAUGGAAUACAAAAACGCAACAAAGUAAAAAUAGUUUCUUUGAUAUCUUCUUGUCAAAUUUCCCAUGUCACAAGGGGGCUUAACAAUAAAAUUGGGGAUUAUUUUUGGUUAUACUCCCCCUAUUGAUUUAUUAAGCACCUCAAAUUUUCAAAGCCUAACAACGAAGCAAGUGUGUACACUUUCCGACACUGAUACAAGGGGUACGGCUGGUAUUUAGAGUGUCCAGGUUGGCCUGCUGCUCAAAGAAAAGUUAACAAAAAGCUACCUCAAAAGGGUAUUAAGAGAAUAAUAUAUGAGACCAUAUUCCACACUUUUUGGCAAUUUGCUUGAUUUCUGGAAAGAUUCCAGUAGGAAGUAGUCGGACAGUCAGUAGUUAAAGUAUCCUAAUGGGAAUUUGCAAGAAGAUCCAAUCACUGCCUUGGUUUUAAUUAGUUUCAAAUCAUUUUCGUUUAUUAAAGAAGGAACUAAUAAGUUUGAAAUGCUAACAGAGGUAUGAGGCCUAAAAGCUCGUCAUUUGUAAAAAGCCUGAAACUUCAAACUGUAUAAUUCAGUUGUCCGUAUUCUAACAGCUAAAUUUAAUUCAAGUUUUUGUACAAACUCAAGAUAAAUCAUUGUAUAUAAUUUCAUAAUUCAAUUCCG
Messenger RNA from Symsagittifera roscoffensis, 1809 nucleotides. Its product is annotated as calmodulin-beta-like. The coding region runs from base 469 to 945 and encodes 158 amino acids. NCBI's taxonomy places the organism in Eukaryota, Metazoa, Xenacoelomorpha, Acoela, Convolutidae. The record is from RefSeq and is a predicted model, not a curated record. The transcript has 5 exons. Gene Ontology annotation, molecular function: calcium ion binding. Gene Ontology annotation, cellular component: myosin II complex.